GGAGCAACCCGGCGCCUCCGGCGAACCCCAGCCCUCCACCGCGAGGAAGCACGGACCCCCGCACCCGCCGCCCAGCCCUCGCCGCCCCUCGGCCGCUCCGCCCGCCGCUGCCCGCAGGACCCCGCGGCGGGGGCGGCCGCCGAGAACACCUCCCGCCAGCGCCGCCCCCUUAGCUGCCCGAAGCCCGCCUGCGCCGCCACGCGCGUCCGGAGCUCACCUGGGCCGGGGCGCAGGCCGCUCCCUGCGCCGAGCCCCGCGCGCGUGUCCCGCUCGCGCUUCCCGCGGCGGCGGAAGUUUCGGGAGUCGCGUUUAAUUCGGGACCUCGGCGGAAAGGACCUCCUGGGUUUUUUUCGUUCCAAGAUGGCAGCCUCCAGCCGCGCACAGGUGCUGGAUCUGUACCGGGCGAUGCUGAGGGAGAGCAAGCACUUCUCCGCCUACAACUACAGAACUUACGCCAUCAGGAGGAUAAGAGAUGCCUUCAGAGAAAAUAAGAAUGUAAAGGAUCCUGUGCAAAUUCAAGCCCUAAUGAAUAAAGCCAGAAGAGACCUUGGAAUAAUCCGUCGACAGUCCCAUGGACUCGCCUUCACAGUCUGUCACAAAUUCGAGGUAACAUCACCAGAAAGUCCGUGGCUCAGCAGGCUUCAUCUGUAAAAGGUACACAUUGGCCAAAUAUAUUCGACUGACAAGCUCAUCAUUGAGAAUCCAGAGAAGCCCAGGACCUAGGGAGCCGGGACCAGCCGCCACCGGCAGCCGUGGACCACUUUCAGCAUCCAUCCUGCUUGGCAAGGGCACUCCCAGCAGACCACACGUGGCCUCUCGCAUCAGCUUUAAAUGGCUUCUCGCUCUGCCUGCCCUCUAGGAACUGAUGAACUGAGCGAGGCUCCCGUUCUCCUGCAGCCUGAGUGACAAGGGGUGACAAGGGGUGGCUGUCUGUCCUUGGUUCAAGUGUCAGAAUGAAGAGCUGGAGCUCCUCAGGAGAAAGUAGUGCCUCACCGUGUCUCCUCCAGCCCACCCCUCCUUGUAGCUCCUCGGCACUUGUACACAGCAUUCCCAGAGUUUGUUUCUUGGUCCUUGACAAUAAAGAGAAGGUCCCUAGGCCUUCUAUACCAGACGCA
This is a messenger RNA of Balaenoptera acutorostrata (minke whale), 1115 nucleotides long. It is a transcript of the gene LYRM4, whose product is annotated as LYR motif containing 4. Gene Ontology annotation, cellular component: L-cysteine desulfurase complex; mitochondrion. Gene Ontology annotation, biological process: iron-sulfur cluster assembly. NCBI's taxonomy places the organism in Eukaryota, Metazoa, Chordata, Mammalia, Artiodactyla, Balaenopteridae. The record is from RefSeq and is a predicted model, not a curated record. The transcript has 4 exons. Bases 361 to 651 code for a protein of 96 amino acids.